Malassezia pachydermatis is the source of this 1680-nucleotide messenger RNA. RefSeq lists its product as hypothetical. Bases 1 to 1680 code for a protein of 559 amino acids. The transcript has 2 exons. The record is from RefSeq and is a predicted model, not a curated record. NCBI's taxonomy places the organism in Eukaryota, Fungi, Basidiomycota, Malasseziomycetes, Malasseziales, Malasseziaceae.
AUGUCGUCUGUGUCUUGGCAUGAUCAAGGCAUCUAUGUCCCCUCAUCUGACCCUGUUACAGAUGAGCUGCAGGGUUGGGCAGGGUCGUCUGUGCUGAGCGAUCCUACCUCCUCUGCGAUGCAUACAACAGCGUCUACGACCAGUGAGCACAUUCUUCAGAUAGCUCGUACUCGAGCACAACAGGCCCUGGUACAAGCGCCCAUUUCGCUCACCGAUAUGGCAGGUAUGGACGAUGACUCGGAUGAUGAGGUACUGUUGCGUCCUUCAUCGACGAAGAAACCACGUCGUGCAGCAGCGCAACGUCAAACCCCCUAUCGCUUUGCACCGCGACUGCAACGUGAUGCGGACGCCGACAAAACGCUGCCUCCUUCACCCCAAUUCAGCCCACGGCUUUCUGUUCCCUCUUUGCAUCGCGAUCGUAUGCGUCGCGAACGACAUGGCUUGGCCUCGUCUGCGUAUCGCGAAGUGGACGCGAUCGUUGCGCAACUUUCUGCCUCGACAGACGAGGCCAAGACCACUACGGAACAGGAUGUCCAUGCCACUUUGCAUGCGACGCUGGAUCCGUCUAGUGCCAAGAAACUUACACACUUGCUUCGCGAGGACACUCUGUCCGCUACAUCUGCCAACCAUAGGGAUGACACCUCGUCUAUUCUUUGGACACACGACGUCGAUGCAAAUCCCACGCCUCUUCCGUCCUUGUCGUGCAUGUACUUACGUACGACCGAUACCCUUUCCUUGUGGGAUAUGCUACAGUAUGCGCUUAGCGAUGAUACUUCGUUAGCCCACGUCGCCCAAUCUCGAUUGCAACAACAUGGCGCAGCUGUUAUGGCGCUUUUGCCGCGGCUGCUGCUACGUCUCGGGCUAUCGCCAGUCCUCCUUACUGCAGCUACAGGGCAGCAACCUGCUGCCUAUCAUGAUACCCUACGCCAACCGCCUCCUCGUGAACGAUGCCUCGUACGUCUUUGGCGUGUGUGCUCGCAUCUCGUGUAUAUCGAUACGCCCUCUGUCCUCGCUCAUGCAGUGGUUCCUUUACUACUACUUCUCGGCUCUAUGAUGCCCAUCUCUGCGCACCCAUCUACACGCCACUACCUGGUCCAACGUUUGCUGUCGCAAUGUACGAAUUACACUGUGGUACAACAGCGUUUGUGUGAUGUGGGUCUACACCUGCCCAUGGAAGCCAAAGCCGCGUUAGCACGCGCUAUUCCUGUCCUCCGAACUAUGCCUCUCCCGCUGCGUGCGUCGGUAGCCUGGCAUUUGGCGGUAGGCGACUCGUCCAUCUCUCGUCCUCUAGCGGCGCUUGUCCCUGUGCUCACAGCCACACAUACCCAUCUCCAGCGCGAUGGGGCGCCCAUGGAACCCCAUGUCGCUGCCAGCUUUACUGCCUGUGUAGACUUGGUCGCCAUGGCGUGUACAGAUCUCCCUGAGCGACUCGCUCACGCGCCCGAUGACACAUUGACGCAACUCGCGCCCCUCUUGCAAGCCGUACGCAAUACGCAUAGGUGCAUUCGCGAUCACCGAGGGAUGCAUACACAGCAAAGCGCUAUCAAGGAUGCGCUGCAGCGUCUGGCGUUGCGAUUAUGGUACCAAGCCAAACACUACGUGGAGAGUCGCAAUGAUCGCGUAUCGCUACGAACGCUUUUACAUAGCAUGGGUCCCCAUGCCCGGUGGAUCGAGGAAUAG